This is a messenger RNA of Cydia amplana, 811 nucleotides long. Its product is annotated as isochorismatase domain-containing protein 1-like. The record is from RefSeq and is a predicted model, not a curated record. NCBI's taxonomy places the organism in Eukaryota, Metazoa, Arthropoda, Insecta, Lepidoptera, Tortricidae. Bases 61 to 669 code for a protein of 202 amino acids. The transcript has 5 exons.
UUCAGUUAAUUCAGUGUUUAUUUUGCAUAUUCGCCGGUUUAAACACUAAAUACCUAUAAAAUGGCCCGUAAUAUUGUAAAACUAGGCGCCCUGGAAGCUCAGAGAACAGCAUUCCUCCUGUGUGAUAUCCAGGAGACAUUCCGGCCUCACGUAAAACAUUUUGGCGAAGUUGUAAAAGUUGCUAAUAAAAUGAUGGAAGCAGCGAAACACUUCAAAAUCCCUGUUUACGUCUCCGAACAAUACCCGAAAGGGCUCGGACACACUACUAAAGACAUUGAUGUGUGCAACGCAGCCCUAGUCUACGAGAAGACUAAGUUCUCAAUGUAUACUCCGGAGCUACAAGAGAGACUGAAGAAAGAUGUGCCGGCGUUGGAAACGGUGGUGUUAUUCGGGAUUGAGGCCCAUGUAUGCAUCGAGCAGACUGUGAUAGACUUACUGAAUGAAAAUAUCUCUGUCCAUGUCUUGGCUGAUGGCGUAUCUUCCAGGUCUUUGAUGGACCGUGGCUUGGCUUUGCAGCGCAUGCAAUCCAUAGGCUCCUUCAUAACAACUUCAGAAAACGUCCUCUUCAAACUGAUGAAGGACAAAAACCAUCCCGCCUUCAAACACAUUUCUAAGCUAAAUAAAGAACCUACGGUAGAUACGCUUGGAUAUACGAUGUCGAAACUGUAAAAAGCUAGCGGUUUCAAACCAUCGGGUGCUUCGUCGGAACAUCAGAGAACGUGCUAUUUAAACUGUUGAAGGACAAAAACAGUCCGGCCUUCAAGCAGAUCUCUAAACUCAAUGUCACACCUACCCCGGACGAAUUUGGAGC